GUCAUGGAGACCCCGCGAUCGAGACCCGGACACAACUCAUUUUGCCACACCUGCAGGAAAUCGGAGGAAAGCCGAAGGAAGGCGAAGAAGGCGUCCCGGUCCGGCCGAUGGUUGCUGUUCGCGUUGGCUCUCACCUUCUACGCGGUGGAGAUGACCUCGGCCGAGACGUUGUGCGGGGGCGAGCUGGUGGACGCGCUACAGUUCGUCUGCGAAGACAGAGGCUUCUAUUUCAGUAGACCCACCAGCAGGGGGAACACCCGGCGCACCCAGAACCGCGGGAUCGUGGAGGAGUGUUGUUUCCGUAGCUGUGACCUCAACCUUUUGGAGCAGUACUGCGCCAAACCCGCCAAGUCGGAACGGGACGUCUCCUCCGCCACCUCCCUGCAGACGGUAGCGGCCGUGCCGCCGUUAAAACAGGAAGCCCCGAGGAAGCCGCCGCCGCACGUGGCCGUCAAGCACUUCCGAUACGAGCAGUGGCAGCGCAAGGCGGCCCAGCGUCUGCGGAGGGGCGUGCCGGCCAUCCUUCGCCCCAAAAAACUGCGACGGCAGCAAGCGGAGAAGAAGAAAACCCCGGAGGAAGGUCGUCUCCGUCCCCGUCCCCACCGGUCCCUCAUCAGCAAACUGCCGCCCCUCAACCACAAAUGA
Molecule: messenger RNA, 645 nt
Organism: Nerophis lumbriciformis (worm pipefish)
Lineage: Eukaryota; Metazoa; Chordata; Actinopteri; Syngnathiformes; Syngnathidae
Source: RefSeq, a predicted model, not a curated record